This is a messenger RNA of Linum trigynum, 2163 nucleotides long. The record is from the annotation of a GenBank genome assembly. Lineage: Eukaryota; Viridiplantae; Streptophyta; Magnoliopsida; Malpighiales; Linaceae.
CCAAAAGAUAAAUAAUAAAAUAAUAAUAUCCCUCAACUGAUUUCUCUUUUUUACUUUCCUUUUCUCCACUUCUUCUUCUUCUUCUUCAUCUCCUUCCCCAACUUUACCUUCCCAUACCCUAAUCAGAGUUCAGACCACUCACUCCCUCACUUCACUUCCCCUUCUCCGAUCUCCACUUUCUUCUUCGCCAAAACCCACAUUCACCCACCAGAGAGAGAGAGCAAGCAAUCGAGCUCACUUCAAGACGAAGAUGAAGCUCGAUACAUUCCUCUCCCACUCUGCUGCUCUGCUUCUUCUGCUAUUCUCAGUAUCAGCCACCCUGGUAGAUUCGAUGGGGAUCAACUACGGCCAAAUCGGCAACAACCUCCCAAAACCAGAGGACGCCGUCCCGCUAAUCAAAGCCCUCGGAGCCACGAAAGUCAAGCUCUACGACGCCAGCGCUCCGGUCCUCCGCGCUUUCGCCCACACCGGCGUCGAAUUCGUCGUCGGCCUGGGCAACGAGUAUCUCGCCAAGAUGCGAGAUCCAGACAACGCCCGGACCUGGGUCAAAUCCAACGUCCAGACCUACCUCCCGGCCACCAACAUCACCUGCAUCACCGUCGGCAACGAGGUCCUCACAAUGACCGACGAAUCCUACAUCCCGCACCUCGUCCCAGCCCUCUAUUCCAUCCACGCCGCCGUCGUCUCCCUCAACCUCCAGAACCAGGUCACCGUCACGACCCCUCACUCCCUCGCCGUCCUCCAAUCCUCCUACCCGCCUUCCUCCGGCGUGUUCCGCCGAGAUCUGACCGGCUGCAUCACCCAGAUCCUCAAUUUCCACGCCAACACAUCUUCCCCUUUUCUAAUCAACGCUUACCCUUACUUCGCCUACAAGGACAGCCCCAAGCAGGUCUCGCUCGAUUUCGUCCUGUUCCAGCCGAACCAGGGCGUGGUCGACCCCGGGUCGAACCUACACUACGACAACAUGCUGUUCGCCCAAAUCGACGCCGUCCAUUACGCCGUUGCUGCCCUAGGGUUCAAGAACAUGCCGGUUCACAUCUCGGAGACCGGGUGGCCGUCGAAAGGCGACGCCGACGAGGCCGGCGCGACCCCCGAGAACGCCAAGAAGUACAACGGCAAUCUCAUCAAGACCGUCUGCAAUAGGAAGGGGACUCCAAUGAAGCCCGAUAUGGGCCUGAACAUUUACGUGUUCGCGCUGUUUAACGAGAACAUGAAGCCCGGCCCAACUUCUGAGCGGAAUUACGGCCUGUUUAAGCCCGAUAGGACGCCCGUUUACAACAUCGGGAUUGACCUGUCGUCGAUUGGCAGCGGCGGUGGAGGCGGCGGGAACAAGACCAGUCCCGCUGCCGCCGGAGGAGGAAGCAGCAGCUCCGGGAGUCCACCGUCGGCGCCGGAUAAUGGUCCGAGUGGGUACUUGGCGAUUUCGAGCGGGACGACGAAGGUGAGAAGCAGCCUGUCGUCUUUGUCGUUCACAUUGGUGGGAGGAAUAUUGUUGCUUGCUGCUCGCCUUUUGUCCGCUUGAGGCGGCUUGAUUGUUGAUUUGUCGUUCCCAUCACCACCAUUUUCUUUUUUGCUGGGGAGGACCGAAUUUGCGACCUGUUUUUGCUCAUGUGGGCAUGUGCGGCAAUGUCGCAGGACCAAGAUCCGUCCAGCCGAUCUGCAGAGAGAAGACGAGAGAGAUACUGUUGUUGGAUUAUGGUUGGAGUAGUGUAGUUGCACUUCUUGCAUUGAUGUCAUCAGAUCAUUAUUAUUAUUUUUUUGGGAUGAAUUUAUAAUGGAUGCCAUCAUAUUGUUUUUAGAUCCAUUCACGCACGCUGGUUUCAGUUCUUCUGUCUUUUGAUGUUUCGUUUAACGGCUAUAAUUGGCUGUGGAAGAAAAGGUGGAGAUCUUCAUUAUGAACAAAGGAGGUGAGGGAUUGUUUUGGGCUAACGAAUCUAGCUCUAAACAAGAGAGAAAGGAGAGGAGAAAGCUGAUGAAAGGUUCACUUUUGCCUUUGCUCGUACGCUGCAAACUGCUAAAGAAUCUAAAUCUAUACAGAGAGACAGGAAAGCAUCCUUCUUUGGUGGCUUUAUCCUCAAUUGGGGAAUUCUUCCCCCACUUCACUUCUCAGAAACAACUGUUAGAGCAUCCAAUUCUGUGGAAUAUUAAAGGCACGUUUGUUGU